Molecule: messenger RNA, 922 nt
Organism: Bombyx mori (domestic silkworm)
Lineage: Eukaryota; Metazoa; Arthropoda; Insecta; Lepidoptera; Bombycidae
Exons: 4
Coding region: 140-868 (242 amino acids)
Source: RefSeq, a predicted model, not a curated record
UUGUAGUUUUAUCAUUAAUCAUAGAUACUUAGUCAUUAGCUUUCAACUCAGUCUGACACUGAAUUGUUAACAAUUUUAUUUUUAACUAAUAACGAUUUCUAGUGAAUAGGUAUAGAAAGGAAAUUUAAAGACUAUCUACAUGACUUGCGAAAACCCAAACAAGUGCUAUGCCGCGAUGCUCGAUUCUAAAAGUAACUCUGGGUCAGUGAGCUCGGCGGCUCUCAGGGACAAGGCCGCGUCGGAUCCGUCUUGUGCCCCUCAGAAUGUAACCGAGGCUCAGAUAAAGCCACAGAUCUCUGCACCCUCGUAUUUUUAUUCUUUGAAGGAGAACGAAGCGUUGCCGUUCAAGAGGCCCGAGAAAGAACCGCGACCAAAACUACUGCUGAAUAGCGUCGUGAACGAAAACGAUGUUGUGGCGAUGAUCGCCGCGCAUGACGCGAACAGAACUGAAGGUCUGAAGAAACACAUAGGUAAACUUUUAGUCGAAAAGCAAAUCGUGGUCAAUUAUAAUUUGUCAGAAAGAAAAUUUGUCACGAAUCUGCUGUGCGAGACGAUAGACUAUGCAGCCCAGCGCGACUUCUCGGCGUUUAAGCUAGCUUGUUUACUUACAACCUACGUCACUGUUCAUAGUUACUUCAAGUGGUAUUAUUGGCAAGCCCCAGUCUCUGUUUGGAUGUAUUUCAAAGAACUUAUGAUACGGCUUACAAUUGAGGAUUCACCAGAUGGAGAAGCAAUAUUUGAGCCAGACGAAUGCUACGACAUACUGUCACACUUCCACACCAUGUACAUUAAGAAUCUACCACUGAUACAUGUUCUUACUUUUGGUGUUCGAAGACUCAAGUUUUUGUGGCCUUUCAAACGGAAAUAAGUUUGUUUGAAAAUUAAAAACUUCAGUUCUCUUGGUAGAUUCUGAUUUAUUAAA